Cynoglossus semilaevis (tongue sole) is the source of this 515-nucleotide messenger RNA. RefSeq names its product ribosomal protein L28 (gene rpl28). NCBI's taxonomy places the organism in Eukaryota, Metazoa, Chordata, Actinopteri, Pleuronectiformes, Cynoglossidae. The transcript is spliced from 5 exons. Gene Ontology annotation, biological process: translation. The record is from RefSeq and is a predicted model, not a curated record. Bases 56 to 469 code for a protein of 137 amino acids. Gene Ontology annotation, molecular function: structural constituent of ribosome. Gene Ontology annotation, cellular component: ribosome.
UCCGUAAAGCGGCUUCCGCUCUCUCUGGUCCUUUUCCUCCGCUAAAAGGUUCAACAUGUCUGCCCAUUUGCAGUGGAUGGUCAUCAGGAACUGCUCCAGCUUCCUCCUCAAGAGGAACGGACAGACCUACAGCACUGAGCCCAACAACUUGAAGUCCAGGAACUCUUUCCGCUUCAAUGGUUUGGUUCACAAGAAGACUGUAGGUGUACAGCCAGCUGCCGAUGGCAAGGGUGUUGUGGUCGUUCUGAAGAAGCGCAAAGGUCAGAACAAACCUGUUGGAUCCUAUGAGAAGAUCACUAUCAACAAGAACUCCCGCGCCACCCUCAGCAGCCUGAGGCACAUCAUCACCAAGAACAAAUACAGAAAGGAUCUGCGCAUGGCCGCCCUCCGUCGUGCCAGUGCCAUUCUGAAGAGCCAGAAGCCCGUUGUUGUAAAAAAGAAGCGCACCAGGGCUACCAAGACCGCAUAAACAUAUUAACAUGAUUAAUAAAUAAAUGUUUGGUAAAAACACUGAA